AUGCACCGAAAGCACAGCACGCGCGAUCACGCUGCACAAACUAAAACCAUCGAACAUCGAAGUGUCCGAGAAGCGAAGCCGACUAGAUGUAGAAGAUUUCCAAAUUUGUAUAAUGUUGGGUCUCCCUUAUACAAGAAUAAGGAGAAGAUGGCUGAAUCCUUACAGCACAUUUGUAGGGAACUGAACGAACAGUGUGGUACUACAUUUGCCAUGGAAGAAGUGUGGAAAACAUUGAACGGACUUCGGAAAAGCUAUUUCCACGAGGUUAAAAAGAUAAGGAAAAACAGAAGAUAUUCGUCAACUUUGUGGUGUUUUCAUGAUAUUUGUUUUCUAAAUAAUGGUACACUUUCAGUGGAGGGUAAAUCAGAUUUUGUAUCUUAUGAAGAACUUAGUACUUUUUAUGAUGGCCAAACUUAUACCCACAUCCCGGAUCAUUUUGAGAGGUUGGGGAAUAUGGUAGCCAUAGAAUUAAGAAAACUGGAAGACGAAGUAAUCUUAGGAAGGGCAGAAACUCAUAUUGUACAAGUUAUUGCUGAAGCCUUAGUUGAAUAUGAUUAUUAUUAUGAUUAA
Molecule: messenger RNA, 570 nt
Organism: Brassicogethes aeneus
Lineage: Eukaryota; Metazoa; Arthropoda; Insecta; Coleoptera; Nitidulidae
Source: the annotation of a GenBank genome assembly